AUGGGCGUUGAUUAUCAUUUCAUAGCCACAAUUUGUGUUAUGAUAUUAACGGUGGUGGUUGCCACACCAACAACCAUUUCCAAUGAUGAUUUGCAAUUAAGGGAUUUAUCCAAGAGUUUGGAUAGCUUUGGAACGAAACUCUACUCGAAAAUAGCCAAACGAAGUGCUGAGAAAAACAUUAUAUUUUCACCAUUCUCAAUUGAGACCAGUCUGGCGAUGGUGCGUUUGGGUGCUACCGGUCCGACAGCAGAAGAAAUUGACAAUAGUCUAAAUUUAAAAUUUAACAAUGCCGAAAAGUUGUCCAACUAUUUCCGAAAAAUCCUCUCAAAAUAUCAAAAUAGUAAUUUCCUACAAAUGGCCAAUAAAAUAUAUAUUAUGGAAACUUUUAAACUCCAGGAUCAAUACAAUGGAUUGCUUACGAAAAAUUUCUUCACGUCAGCGGAAAAUGUGAAUUUUACACAAAAUAUUAAAGCAGCUGAGACCAUGAACUCUUGGGUUGCAGCAAAAACCAAUCAAUUGAUUAAAAAUCUAAUCGCUGCCGAUGAUUUGGAUCGAACAACGCGAAUGGUGCUGCUGAAUGCAAUUUAUUUCAAAGGUGAAUGGGCACAGGGAUUUCCCGAGCAUGCCACACGCCAACAAAAAUUCUAUAUAGAUGCAACAAACAGUGUUAAUGUGGACAUGAUGCAUAUGAAGGGAAAAUUCCGCUAUGGCGAAAUAGACCAAUUAGAUGCCACCGCUUUGGAAAUGCCUUACAAAAAUUCCGAUCUUUAUAUGUUGGUAAUUUUGCCGAAUUCUCGUGAUGGUUUAGAAAAUUUGAGGAUUAAAUUGAAAUCAUUAUCUCUACAAGAGUUAAGAGAUAAUAUGUUUGAGACAACUGUUCAAGUGGAAAUGCCCAAAUUUAAAGCUGAAUUCACAAUUGAAUUGAAAGAUGUUUUACAAAGGUUGGGUAUGGAACGCAUGUUCUCUAAAGAGGCGGAAUUUGGAGAGCUGAUAAAUACAUCUGAAACAAUUGAAGUAUCGAAAGUUCUGCAUAAGGCAUUUAUUGACGUCAACGAAAAGGGUACUGAGGCUGCUGCAUCAACAGGUGGCCUUGUUUUUAAACUGCUUACUUUG
Molecule: messenger RNA, 1113 nt
Organism: Musca vetustissima
Lineage: Eukaryota; Metazoa; Arthropoda; Insecta; Diptera; Muscidae
Product: serine protease inhibitor 3/4-like
Exons: 4
Molecular function (GO): serine-type endopeptidase inhibitor activity
Source: RefSeq, a predicted model, not a curated record